AUGUCAAGAGCAAACUUGUCUCCUACUACAACGAAAAGAAAAAGUUGGUGUUGCUGCUUACCACUUGCCACGACAAAAGUGAUAUUGUCGCAAUGGAGACCACCGUCUAUAGGGGGGCAAGCAACAAGUUGUACACAAGCCCAGCCCAUCAUUAAUUACAACCACAAGAUGGGUGGUGUUGAUACCGCCGAUCAGAUGGUCAGGUAUUACAGCUGCAGACGCAAGACCUACAGAUGGAACAUUCGGGUCUUGUACGACAUGAUCGAUAUUGCUGCUCUCAAUGGGUACAAGACCUACUCAGCAUUCAAUAAAGGUGAUCGUAUUGAAUACUUGAAUAAGCUUUCAAGGGAUUUGAUGGCUUAUAAAUGUUUUUUCUUCAUGGUUUGGUUGUUUUUAUGUUUUAUUGAAUCUAAACUGUUUGUUUCAUUCAAACUGAGCUGUUUAAACGAACACCAACAUUUUAUUAGCGACAAAAAAAAUUAA
Messenger RNA from Entamoeba invadens IP1, 483 nucleotides. RefSeq lists its product as hypothetical. Bases 1 to 483 code for a protein of 160 amino acids. NCBI's taxonomy places the organism in Eukaryota, Evosea, Mastigamoebida, Endamoebidae. The record is from RefSeq and is a predicted model, not a curated record. The transcript has a single exon.